AUUUUAAAACUACGACCCACCUAUUAUAUAAAUUACAAAGAUUCAAAAUUUCUAAAAUUAUGCCACAUCAUCCAUUAAUAUACUAAUUAGUAUACCAAUCGGUGCAUAUAGCAUUAUACUUUGGAUCAUUGAAUCUUUAUUGGAAUGUAUAUUGUAUAGUUCAUCCCAAAUUAAGAAGUUUAUUUACUAGGUUUUCAAUGCUAUGUUUGGAUCACGGAUUUGAUUUGCGGAUUGGAAAGAAAAGGGAAGGAAAAUGUGAAAUAAAAUUGAGAUGAUCUCCUCUCCAUACUCAUCUAUACCCCUAUUGUGGCCCAAAUUCAUACCCGUAUGUAUGUUCUGAACCGUCUACCUUGUAGAUUCUGCAAAAUUGAGAUGAUCUCCUCUCCAUACUCAUCUAUACCCCUAUUGUGGGCCCAAAUUAAUACCCAUAUGCAUGUUCUGAGCCGUCUACCUUGUAGAUCUUGCAAAGGUUAUGAAAAAAAUUAAUUUUGUCGGACAUUUAUAAACACACGAACCAGUCACAUUUUGUUUUACAAAAUGAAAGACAAAUAUAAUUGUAAACUUAAACCAUCCAUUUUAUAAAACAAAAUGCGAUUGUUCCUAUAUUUAUAGUUGUUUGAUAAAGCUGAUUUUUUGCAUAGAUAAUCUUGAUUGCGAGGCCUAUGAAGUAGAUGGUUCGAAUCAUUUGUGUCUGCCUGGUUAGAGCCCGCAAGAGGGAUAUGGACAUGUAUGAAGAGAUGAAAUAUGGAGGGGAGCUUAUCCAAAUAAAAUUAGUUUAUAUUUUAUUCAUAAUUUUCUCUCCAUUUACUUUCCCUAAACAAAUCACUAUCUAAAUUCAUGAUUCAAAUACAGCCUAAAGAUUUGUGGAUAAUGUACGCACCCAAAAGAAUAUGCAGAAAAUAAAGUGUAUGAUGUAGAUUCAAACUUAGAUUGAAUCUUGUUAGCACAUUUCAUUUCCGGGGUAGUUAUUCUAGGUGCAUGGUAUUACUGAAAUGUUUGGUGUGAUUCUUCUUUACUGAUCAAUGUUGAGAACUGGAUUGAUCAUGGAAAAGGAGAAUUGAGCUAAGCAGUGUAAUCCUGAAUGUGAUGCUGUUGUGUUCUAUGUUAUUUUGGGAGAGAAGUGGCAGAAUGUGGACAUUCAUUGAAAGACCUUUGUAAGAGAGGAUAGCUUUGAAGCUAAUUAAAAUUGCUUAAUUACAUUCGGUGAGAAGGUGAUAAAUUUGAAGCUGCACAUUUAUUUUUACUGAGAAGGUAUGCACCUUUAUGGUUACUGAGAUGUCAUUGAAACUACAAACCACAUAGCUAGUGGGAUUUUGUGUCAUGUUGGCAAAGAGGCCAAAGUUUGGGCUUCUUAUCAGUCAAAAAAGAAAAUUACUGGAGUAUGUAAUCAAUACAAAAGGUUAAUGUAAGUAAGAGUACAAAAUAUGUUCAAGAUGAAGAAGAAAAAGAAGAAUUGAAGCAUAUAAUCAAUACGAAAAAAGACGCAAAUCGGUAUAUAAUAGAUGGUCCAAGAGGUAUAUUAUGUCUAUAUAACUAUCUUGAUAUAUACACUUCACCUCUCAUUUACCAACUCACUUUACAUUUACGAUCCCUUAAAAUGUCUUUAGCAUGUUGUGAUUAUCAGAAUAUACGGUUGGCAGCUUGUUUGAAUGCUUGAAAGAAAAUGACCCAAGAGUAAAAUAAUUCCUUGGAAAUAAAUUCCUUAAAAGAAGGGCUUAAUGACUAAUCUAAUUAAAAAUCAACUUGUGCAUGCAUGGCCCAUUGAAUUGCAAAAAAUGCCUUAAAAUCUUUCAUUUUCUUGAAAAAGACUCAUAUAUCGAAAGCAUACCAAGACUAGUAGAUUCAUCUUGCUAAAUCUUUAUAAUUAAAAUUAGUUCAUGUUGUUGACUUUGGAGCCAACAAUUAAACCAAUAAGCCCACCUGGCUGUUUUUGUUUCCUUUCUUUUUUCUCUUUUUUUUUGUCUUCUUCUUCUUAUAUGGUCAAAAAUAGGCCUGGUGUAUAGGAGUUGCAUUGUAAUUAACAGAACCACUAAAUGUAUAUCUAUCAGCUUUCAUAGUGUUUUUGGGAUAUAUUAGAUAUAUUUAGUUGGAAAAUUUGAGGAUGAGCGACAUGCUAUUGUAUUGUAGCCAUGUGCAUGUUGAAUACAUUUAGUGAGUAUAUGGGUAUCAUGGAAAAAACUCUCUUGAAGCGUUCUAAUAAUGAAUGAAAGAAGAGUGGUUUCGAAGUAGUUCAAUGUAAUUCAGUUAGUUCAAGAGUCUAUAUGGUUUUUUCUUGAAUAAUGGGAUCAAGAAUUCAGGUCUGUUUGCUGGUUAUUUCCGUCCAAAUUUUUCUCGUAGCAGCGCAGAUGAAUAAUCUGGACUUUGCUGCUCUAAACGCUCUCAAAGAAAUCUGGAAGAACACACCACUCAAUUGGGUUGGAUCGGAUCCAUGUGGCAACGGUUGGGAAGGAAUUCAUUGCACCAAUUCACGUGUGACAUCUAUAACAUUAGCCAGCAUGGGAUUGACUGGUCAGCUGUCCGGAGACAUUCAAGGGUUGUCUGAAUUACAGACUUUGGAUCUAUCAUACAACAGCGGUUUGAUAGGAUCUCUUCCUCAAUCAAUUGGAAAUUUGACUAAGUUAUCAAACCUGAUCCUGGUUAGUUGCGGUUUCAGUGGUCCAAUUCCAGAGACAAUAGGAUCUCUGCAGCAACUGAGCAUUUUGUCUCUGACUUCCAACAACUUCAGUGGACCAAUUCCACCUUCAAUUGGUAAUCUCUCUAAUCUUUAUUGGCUGGAUCUGAGUGUCAAUAAGCUUUCUGGAACUAUCCCUGUCUCACCUGGUCUGGAUAUGCUGGUUAAUGCGAAACACUUUCAUUGUGGAAGCAAUCAGUUCUCUGGUGAAAUCCCAUCUCAACUUUUCAAUGCAAAUAUGUCUCUGAUACAUGUGCUUUUUGAUCACAACAAACUCAGUGGCAAGAUUCCUUCAACGCUAGGACUAGUGAAGACUUUGGAGAUAUUGUUCUUGUCAAACAAUCAACUGACUGGCCCCUUUCCUGAUCUUACUGGCUUGAAUUCCCUCAACCACGUGGAUUUAAGCAAUAAUACUAUUGACAAGACAGAUUUCCCUCCAUGGGUUGAAACCUUACGGUCUUUGGAAACAUUAAUGAUGGAAGACACAGGACUUCAAGGUCAAAUUCCAGAUGCCUUUUUCAGCCUUCCACUGUUAAUAAAAGUUGUAUUGAGGAACAACAAGCUUAAUGGCACUUUGGUUGUCAACUCCGACAGUAGCGACCACCUGCAACUUAUAGAUUUGCAGAACAAUUACAUAACUGACUAUAUGGUGGGAAAGCGAUUUAACUCUGAGUUAAUACUUGUAGGAAAUCCAGUUUGCGAGGGCGCACAAGGGACAGAACCAUACUGCAUCAUUCAACAGUCAAAUUCCUCAUAUUCAACAGAACCAAAGACUUGUAUGCAAGUUACAUGCAAGUCACAUCAAAUAUCCAGCCCCAACUGUAGAUGUGCUUAUCCAUAUACGGGUUUGCUAAUUCUCGGAGCUCCUUCCUUUAACGUUAGAAACUCAAAUAUCUACACAUCUCUCGAGAAUUAUCUGAUGCGUUCUUUUCAGUCCUAUCAACUCCCUGUGGAUUCAGUUUCUCUGAGUAAAAAUCCAGAUGAUUCCCUCAUCAUUCUAAGCUUAGAAGUUUUUCCAUAUGGCGUAGAGCAUUUUGAUCGAACUGGAAUUUCUGGGAUUGCGUUUGUGCUGUCCAACAUGACUUUCCAUCCUAUGAAGCCUUUAGGGCCCUUGUUUUUCAUUGCAGACCCAUAUUCAUAUUUUGCAGGAACUAAGAAGUCAUCAAGUGCUGGCAUUAUCGGAGUGGCAGUUGGUUGUUCUUUGCUUGUGUUAUUGUGUCUCCUUGCAGGAAUUUAUGCAUUACAUCAAAAGAGAAGAGCUGAAAUUUCUGAUAUGCAGAACAAUCCUUUUGCUUCUUGGUGCCGAAAUGAAAGCAAUUUUGGUGCUCCUCAAUUAAAAGGAGCUAGGUGUUUCUCAUUUGAAGAGCUUAAGAAAUACACAAACACUUUCUCAGAUGCCAACUGUAUUGGAGUUGGUGGCUACGGAAAGGUAUAUAGAGGAACUCUUCCCACUGAGCAACUGGUUGCCAUCAAAAGGGCUAAACAAGGAUCUACACAGGGUGAUCUUGAAUUUAAAAGUGAGCUUGAGCUUCUAUCCAGGGUUCAUCAUAAGAAUGUUGUGAGCCUUGUGGGUUUCUGUUUUGAGCAAGACGAACAAAUGUUGGUGUAUGAGUAUAUUGCAAAUGGUACACUGAAGGAGUCUCUUUCAGGGAAAUCUGGAAUCAGGCUGGAUUGGAUGAGGAGACUUCGAAUAGCCCUUGGAGCAGCAAGAGGUUUGCAAUAUCUACAUGAGCUUGCCAACCCUCCAAUCAUACAUAGGGACAUCAAAUCAAACAAUAUCUUACUAGAUGAAUACUUGAAUGCAAAAGUUUCUGAUUUUGGUCUCGCCAAGAGUAUUGGUGACCCCGAAAACUGUCAUAUUACCACUCAAAUCAAGGGGACAAUGGGCUACUUGGAUCCUGAAUAUUGCAUGACCCAGCAGUUGACUGAGAAGAGUGACGUUUAUGGCUUUGGAGUGCUAAUGAUUGAGCUGAUAACUGCGAAACAGCCGAUAGAGAAAGGCAAAUACAUUGUAAGAGAGGUGAGGCUGAAAAUAGACAAGUCAAAGGAUCUGUACGAUCUUCAUGAGAUUAUCGAUCCAAACAUUUUGGGCACCGCACUGAAAGGUUUAGAGAAAUUUGUGGAUUUGGCAAUGAGGUGUGUCGAAGAAGGAGCUGCGAGGCCUACAAUGGGUGAGGUGGUAAAAGAGAUUGAGAACAUCAUGCAAAUUGCCGGUUGGAACCCUAAUGCUGACUCAGUGUCCACUUCAGUCUGUUAUGAAGAGACUAGCAACCAUCCUUACAUCGAAGAAAGCCUCAUUAUGUAUAGCAGGACCUUGGCACGUUAAAUGUUAGUUCCCUGGUAAGUAUUAUUAAACAUUUUCGUGUAGAACAUGUGAUGAAUUCUUGGCUUUUCUUUCUUUUGUUGGACAGUCCUAGGUGUGUUGCUUGUCUGGUAGACUAUGAAGAAAGGAAGAGAGAAGUGAAACGAAAUCAAAAUAUUGAUGCACAUAUUGUGUGUAUAUUAGGCUAAGUCUUGUAAUUUUUCCAUAAAUAAGCUACUAUUUUCUAUUCCAAGUAAUCAUCCCUCAAUUUUCUGUUGUAUUGAGAAAAGAAAAUGUGAUUUACUGAUUCAUUUCUGAUGAAAAUUCUAUAUAUGCAACAAUUAGUAGA
Molecule: messenger RNA, 5322 nt
Organism: Camellia sinensis
Lineage: Eukaryota; Viridiplantae; Streptophyta; Magnoliopsida; Ericales; Theaceae
Product: leucine-rich repeat receptor protein kinase HPCA1
Biological process (GO): protein phosphorylation
Molecular function (GO): ATP binding; protein binding; protein kinase activity
Source: RefSeq, a predicted model, not a curated record